AUGGGUUCUAGGAAAGCCUUUCUCUUCUCUCCUUUCCUGUGGAGUCAAACUAGAGGAGUAAGGUUGAUGUUCCUGUUACUAACCCUGCAUUUGGGAAACUGCGUUGAUAAAGCAGAUGAUGAAGAUGAUGAAGAUUUAACUAUGAAUAAAACAUGGGUCUUGGCACCAAAAAUUCAUGAAGGAGAUAUCACACAAAUUCUGAAUUCAUUACUUCAAGGAUAUGAUAACAAACUUCGUCCAGACAUAGGAGUGAGGCCCACAGUAAUUGAAACUGAUGUUUAUGUGAACAGUAUUGGACCAGUUGAUCCUAUAAACAUGGAGUACACAAUAGAUAUAAUUUUUGCCCAAACCUGGUUUGACAGCCGCUUAAAGUUCAAUAGCACCAUGAAAGUGCUGAUGCUUAACAGCAACAUGGUGGGAAAAAUUUGGAUUCCUGACACUUUCUUCAGGAACUCAAGAAAAUCUGAUGCACAUUGGAUAACAACACCUAAUCGACUGCUGCGGAUUUGGAGUGAUGGAAGAGUUCUAUACACUCUACGAUUAACAAUUAAUGCAGAGUGCUAUCUUCAACUUCAUAACUUUCCAAUGGAUGAGCAUUCCUGUCCACUGGAAUUUUCAAGCUAUGGAUACCCUAAAAAUGAAAUUGAGUAUAAGUGGAAAAAACCCUCUGUGGAAGUAGCUGAUCCUAAGUACUGGAGAUUAUAUCAGUUUGCAUUUGUAGGAUUACGAAAUUCCACUGAAAUCUCCCACACGAUCUCUGGAGAUUAUAUUAUCAUGACAAUUUUUUUUGACCUGAGCAGACGGAUGGGAUAUUUUACGAUUCAGACCUACAUUCCAUGCAUUCUAACAGUUGUUCUUUCUUGGGUUUCUUUUUGGAUCAAUAAAGAUGCAGUACCUGCCAGAACAUCACUGGGUAUCACAACGGUUUUGACUAUGACAACCCUCAGUACAAUUGCAAGGAAAUCUUUACCUAAGGUUUCUUAUGUAACAGCAAUGGAUCUCUUUGUGUCUGUUUGUUUUAUUUUUGUGUUUGCAGCACUGAUGGAAUAUGGAACCUUGCAUUAUUUUACUAGCAAUAAUAAAGGAAAAACCACCAGGCACAGGAAGCAUAAAAACAGGACUCAGGUAUCCCCAGGCCUCCAUGCUGGAUCCACCUUGAUUCCCAUGAACAGCAUUUCUCUGCCUCAAGGGGAAGAUGAUUAUGGCUACCAGUGUUUGGAGGGCAAAGAUUGUGCUAGCUUUUUCUGCUGCUUCGAAGACUGCAGGACAGGGUCCUGGAGGGAAGGACGGAUACACAUACGCAUAGCCAAAAUUGAUUCCUACUCGAGAAUCUUUUUCCCAACAGCUUUUGCAUUGUUCAACCUUGUUUACUGGGUUGGAUAUCUUUAUUUAUAA
Molecule: messenger RNA, 1395 nt
Organism: Cricetulus griseus (Chinese hamster)
Lineage: Eukaryota; Metazoa; Chordata; Mammalia; Rodentia; Cricetidae
Source: RefSeq, a predicted model, not a curated record